Messenger RNA from Lingula anatina, 728 nucleotides. RefSeq names its product mitochondrial inner membrane protein Mpv17. Gene Ontology annotation, biological process: regulation of mitochondrial DNA metabolic process. The record is from RefSeq and is a predicted model, not a curated record. Gene Ontology annotation, cellular component: mitochondrion; cytoplasm; membrane. NCBI's taxonomy places the organism in Eukaryota, Metazoa, Brachiopoda, Lingulata, Lingulida, Lingulidae. Gene Ontology annotation, molecular function: channel activity.
CUUAAGUAAUGACAAUAGAUAGCUUCGUAUGCGUCGAACUUUAUCUAGGCUGGAUUAAAUACGUAACCACGCAAUGUGACCGCCGGCUGAAGUAGAUGACCUUGAAAGGCUACUGUACUCUCUUAUAAUGUCAAAACUAUGGCAGGCAUACCUUGGUGUGUUACAGAGACAUCCUUGGAAAACUCAGGCGACAACUACAGGUACACUCAUGGCAGCAGGAGAUGUCAUUGCACAAAUAUUCAUAGAAAAGAAGAACACAGCAAAUUAUGACACAGUUAGGACACUACGCUUCCUUGGUUUUGGUACUCUACUUGCAGGUCCAGUGUUGAGGACGUGGUAUAUGACACUAGAUUUUCUCUUCAAAGGGACUACCAAGACUGUGGCACUAAAAAAAGUGUUUUGUGAUCAGGCAUUCUUUGCUCCUUCUUUUCUGACUGUUUUUAUCACAACAAUGGGUUGGCUGCGUGGAGACCCCUGGUCAGAGAUUCAGGAAAAGGUCAAGAGAGACUUCUUACCAAUACUCAUGGCAAAUUAUCAGUUGUGGAUACCAGUGCAAAUAAGCAAUUUUUAUUUUGUUCCAUUUCAUCACAGGAUAUUAGUUGUCAAUGUAGUGGCUUUAUUCUGGAACACAUAUCUGGCAUGGAAAUCUGAGCGAAAACUGACGGAAAAUAAACCCAUCGCCAACAAAGACACACAGUGAAGAGGAUACCGAAACCCGGGUGACGUGA